Molecule: messenger RNA, 463 nt
Organism: Porites evermanni
Lineage: Eukaryota; Metazoa; Cnidaria; Anthozoa; Scleractinia; Poritidae
Source: the annotation of a GenBank genome assembly
CUGUUUCUACACCAUGGACAGGCGAAAGAAGGUGGUGCGCGAGUUGAAGGGGUUACCCAAAUGCGACCUGACAGGUUUCCCUCAACAUCUGGGCGAGGACCGUUGGUGGAACCAAGUGGUGGUGCGGUUGCAUGCGCCCCGGAAAAAUGGCUGUCACCACUGCCACCGCCUCAUGGAUCACCGGUUAUCGGUAAGGGGAAAAGUGUUUUGUUGUGGUGAUGGGUUUAAAAAAUGACUGAGAGACUUUGUUUAUGGGUUUCAGAUUGGCAUGAUGGUGGAAAUGGCGCGUCAACCCCCCAAUCUCGACCACCUGAUGAACGAGGGCAUUGCGUUUGUCAUUGACACGUUCAAGUAUCGGAUCCCUCAGUGUCCCCUUGGAAAACGCCCCGUCAUGAUUGGCAGGAGGAAGGCCUCGUACGAUACUGUGGACAAAGUCAUGAAACGCUUGGACUUGAUCAUGAAU